AUGGCUACAACAAUCCCCCCACAACGACAAAAUAAACAAACAAUGAACACGUCACAAGAAACAGAGCUGAACGACUAUAUGCGUGAAGAAAACGAUUUUUUCAUCGACAACGAGAGAAAUAGGCAGCAGCAAAUCAUCAAAAAGCAGGACGCACAACUCGACAAACUCCACGAAAACGUCAAAACUGUCCACGAAAUAGGAAUGACAAUUAACGAUGAAAUCAGCCAGCAAGACCAGAUGCUGAAUGAAAUGUCAAACCAAGUCGACACCACAGACCAAAGAAUUGUCUCAACAAAAGAAAAGAUCGACAAGGUCAUCGAAAAGUCGAGUAACUGGAAAAUCGGACUUGUUGUCGGCGGAUUGAUCCUUGUCCUUGUGAUCCUUCUCAUACUCAUUUUUGUACUGUGA
This is a messenger RNA of Entamoeba invadens IP1, 408 nucleotides long. Its product is annotated as syntaxin-61, putative. Bases 1 to 408 code for a protein of 135 amino acids. Gene Ontology annotation, molecular function: SNAP receptor activity. Gene Ontology annotation, cellular component: membrane. Gene Ontology annotation, biological process: intracellular protein transport. The record is from RefSeq and is a predicted model, not a curated record. Lineage: Eukaryota; Evosea; Mastigamoebida; Endamoebidae. The transcript has 2 exons.